Molecule: messenger RNA, 570 nt
Organism: Echinococcus granulosus
Lineage: Eukaryota; Metazoa; Platyhelminthes; Cestoda; Cyclophyllidea; Taeniidae
Exons: 5
Coding region: 1-570 (189 amino acids)
Source: RefSeq, a predicted model, not a curated record
AUGGGCGUCGUGGAAUUAACAUUUAUAAACAAAGAUGGAGUGGACGCGAAAAUCUUGAUCGCUUCAUCUGACUCAAUCAAUAUACUCCGGCCAUAUCGACGUUUCGGGGCGGCGGGUCCUGGAGGUAUUCUUGGUGCUGGUACUGGCUUAUGUGGAAUAUCUGCGCUUAAAAAUGGAGCCAGUAGUGUAGUAUUUACGGACCGGGACGAUUCAGUGAUAGAGGAAAAUAUAAGAAAAAAUUGUGCCUUGAAUAAUAUACCGGACUGUGAUUUUGUAUCCUGCGACUGGAAUGAUGUUCCCAUUUUAGCUUUGGAAAGGUCUGUUGACUUGAUUAUCGCCUCAGAUUGUUUAUUUGAAAGCAGUGUUUUUAAACCUUUUACGGAGACUCUAUCUCUUCUACUGCACAAAAAUUCAAAUGCGCUGGCUUACAUAGCUUAUGAAAAUCGUGGUUCAAACGCUGACCUGAUGAGCAUUUUCGAAAAAGCCGGAUUAAGCCUUUCCCUUCAGUCAUCCAGUAUUUUUGAUUCAGUGACAUUUUUUCUGUUGAAAGCAUCCGUUUUCCAUCCGUGA